AUGCCAGACCAUGUUUCGCUAGCAGACCCCAUGUUUAACGUUCCAGGUGUAGUUGACAUGCUGAUUGCAGUGGAACUAUAUUUUGAAGUUUUACAGCAGGGGUGCAUUCGCUUAGGAAAUCAUCUUCUCAUUCUUAGGAAAAGUUGCUUCGGGAGGCUGAUUUCUGGUGUAUACACAUCAGAAAUGCAGAGCCGUGCACAUGUUGGCUUCAUAUCCAAUGGAGAUCUUUAUAAUAGUUUGACAAAGUUCUGGCAGUUAGAGGAGGUAUCCUCUUAUUAUACAAUGACUGGGUCAGACAAAGCAUGUGAGGAUCAUUUCGUUGCAAAUGUAGCUAGGCUUGAGAAUGGGCAGUCUGACGUGGCUUUGCCAUUUUUAGAUAACCAUAUAGAUAAGCUUGGGUCGUCAUUCGCUGUUGCUAAAUAUAGAUUUUUUGAACCUGGAAGGGGGUUUGCCAGGGAUAGUACCUUGUUCACAGCCUACUCCAAUUUUAUUUAA
Molecule: messenger RNA, 495 nt
Organism: Ctenocephalides felis (cat flea)
Lineage: Eukaryota; Metazoa; Arthropoda; Insecta; Siphonaptera; Pulicidae
Exons: 1
Coding region: 1-495 (164 amino acids)
Source: RefSeq, a predicted model, not a curated record